AUGCAAAGGGACAAAGAGUCGCUUUAUGACUAUUGGACUAGGUUCAAGAGAUUGUUGGAAUCUUGUCCCCAUCAUAGGAUGGAUGCUCAUUUGCUCAUUAGCUACUUUAGUGGAGGCCUUUGUGCUCAAGACAAGAGGCUUCUUGAUGCAUCAAGUGGUGGCUCUCUUGUUAAAUACAAGACGGUGGAUGAGGCAUGGAGAUUGAUUAAUGAUGUUGCCGAAACUACUCAACAUGCUAGAGUGAGAAAUAAUCCUCCAAGGAGUGUGACGGAAGCAUCUCCUUCCGAUUCGGCUUUUACUAAGGCGCUUGGGGAGAUGACCACUCUUUUCAAGGAAAUUCAUCAAGGACAAAAAGCAUCUUCAUCCAUCCAAGCCAUUCAAGCCCCACCUCAAAUUCUUCAAAUUGAAGGACCUCUAAGGGUGUGUGAAGCUACCAAGAAGCCAAAGGAAAGUGACGAGAAACAAGCUGAAGAAGAGGCAGCCAAUGAGGAAGAUGUAACAGCAAGCAAGCAGCCUCAAAAUCAGCCUCAAGAAAAGGAAGACCAGGCACCAAAAUCAAGAAAAGAGAAGGAAGCAAUGGGAGAGUCAACGAAGGAACAAAGGCAGGAAGUGAACUUCACACCUCCAUUGCCCUAUCCUCAAAGGUUCAGCAAAGAGACUAAGGACCAACACUUUCCAAAAUUUCUUGAAGUCUUCAAGAAAUUGGAGAUAAACAUUCCACUGACUGAAGCAUUAGAACAGAUGCCCCUGUAUGCAAAAUUCUUGAAAGAGCUUAUCAACAAGAAGAGGAGUUGGCAAGAAAAGGAGACUAUACUUCUCACUGAAGAAUGUAGUGCUGUGAUUCAAGGAUGUAUUCCACCAAAGCUCACAGAUCCAGGGAGCUUUGUAGUUUCAUGCACCAUAGGCAAAAUGACCUUAGAUAAAGCUCUCUGUGACCUUGGUGCUAGCAUUAAUCUGAUGCCGUUAUCAAUGAUAAGAAAGCUUACCAUAGAAGAACUCAAACCUAAUGGCAUUGCAAUCAAUACACCCAAUGGCAUUGUGGAAAAUUUGUUAGUAAAGGUUGGGGAGUUUAUUUUCCCUGCAGACUUUGUAAUUUUAGAUACAUAG
This is a messenger RNA of Arachis duranensis, 1107 nucleotides long. RefSeq lists its product as uncharacterized. Bases 1 to 1107 code for a protein of 368 amino acids. The record is from RefSeq and is a predicted model, not a curated record. Lineage: Eukaryota; Viridiplantae; Streptophyta; Magnoliopsida; Fabales; Fabaceae. The transcript is spliced from 2 exons.